Molecule: messenger RNA, 315 nt
Organism: Strongylus vulgaris
Lineage: Eukaryota; Metazoa; Nematoda; Chromadorea; Rhabditida; Strongylidae
Source: the annotation of a GenBank genome assembly
AUGAUGACACCAAAUCGGGCGAUGAACGAGAUGUUGACCGACGAUCUGCCAACAAUGCUCGAGAACGUAUCACUAAUCUUCCCUGAUUUCAGAGUUCGCGUGCGCGACAUCAACACUGCCUUCAAAGAACUCGGUAAAAUGUGUGGACAGCAUCUUCCGAAUGCAUCCGAGAAAGCACAGACAAAGCUUGGAAUCCUGCAUCAAGCUGUCUCCAUCAUCACUGCUUUGGAGGAGCAGGUCCGACAGCGCAAUCUCAAUCCAAAAGCUGCAUGUCUGAAGCGACGAUCCGACGACGAUAAAUUGACUCCAAAGUAA